Messenger RNA from Magallana angulata, 4468 nucleotides. RefSeq lists its product as uncharacterized. NCBI's taxonomy places the organism in Eukaryota, Metazoa, Mollusca, Bivalvia, Ostreida, Ostreidae. Bases 994 to 2847 code for a protein of 617 amino acids. The record is from RefSeq and is a predicted model, not a curated record. The transcript is spliced from 8 exons.
GUUGGGUGAUGUGUGCAGUAAGUUGUCUUCUUGUGGGGCAGUCGAUUCCGCACUGCAGGUUACUUGGUGUGUAGGUGCAAGGACUUAGUUGCAUUACAUGCACACUGAAUUUCAGUGCGAGAGACGUAUUAACUGUGAUUUCUGUGUGAAUCUGGUUUUCCUGUGAUAUAAACUGCUGAUGAAUGGAGUUUUAUACCUACGGUUUUCUCUGGUUUAAAAGGAGUUUAACAAAAAACAAGUCUAAACCAGAUGCCCGGAUUAACGUGCAUGGAUUAAGGGGUAUUAGCUGCAGACAUUGUUUAUCCUGUGCAGUUGUUGGUCUUUGCAGACUAAGAUAUAUCCCCGCACUGCUUUUUAACACCUUCAUUUCUUGUGGAUUUGUUACAAGUAUGUACAAGGUAUGAUGAGCUAGAUGAUGGAUUAGCCACUUCUGGUGAGUAAACAAAGGCUGCAGGGGGAUAUAUAGCCGUGACCUGACAGAGGUACCGUAGCACUUCAGUGUGAGGCUGGACAAUCAGAGAAGAAGCAAGAUUUCUCCUCAGGUGGUUCCCAGGUAGAGAAGAAAAGGUGAAGAAAAAAAACAUACUGCUCAGUAGAAUGUGGUGCUAAAGAAAUCCAGUGGUGCUAUAAAAACAAAAAGGUUUUGUUCAAUUAAUCGUGAUUUCAGUAAAACAGUAGCUUUUGAUAUCUUGCUGGAAAAAAUGUUCUGAAUAUUUCAAUUUUAUAUGAAUAUAUGAAUGGAGAAAUUGGAGACCUAGAGUCAGAGGAUAAAGAGAAGUCAUUCAAAUCAAGGAAAGGGACAUCUUACGUAUUAGAGUGCACUCUUAUUUUCGAGAGGAGGAAAACUUACGAAAAAAGAACAGUUUGCUCUCGGUCCCUGUUGGAGCUUCAAGAGGUGUAGAUAAAAGAGAUUAAGUGUGUUUAAUCCUGGAUUAAUUCAUUCCUGUGAGGUGUGCUGGCUCGGAUUGGAAGCUGUACUAAUACACCAGGAGGAUGGAAUCUUGUCGGGUUUUGGGCUGGGCGAUAAUCCUAGUGGUUGCCUCUUUACAAGUCAUUAGAGCCGCUCCGAUGGAGAACAUUUAUGUGAGUGGUUGUAACGAUGAUGAUAUCAAACUGGAAUGUCCAGCGCAACACAAGAUAGCGAUCAAGCGGGUAUAUUACGGGGCCAAGACGGACAGUAACUGUGCCAAACGGGGUCCCCUGUGGUCCUCGGGGUGCUGUGAGCGGGGACAGGGUGAUUGUCUGGUGCCCAACACUGAUAUUUACACCACCAUGAACAUCCGCUGUUCUGGUUAUGACUCCUGUCAGACCACGGUGAAGAGGAUUCGAACUAAGGACCACUGUGCACGCGAGAUCAAGCAUACUACUUACAUGACUGUCGUCUACAGCUGUGUUGCUGAGAGAGAAAUAGCCCAGUUCUGUAACAAUGAAAUUAAGCAGGGGCAGGAACUCUAUCUCUCCAACCAGAAGUAUCCCCUCCCGAUCAAGGGCGGGGGGCAGUACUGCAAGUGUCUGGUUCGCUCCAACACAGGCAUCUCUAUCAACAUCGUCGACAUCAUGAUCACCAUGCCCGAGAAAAUGGACACCUGUCCCCAGCAGCUAGAGAUUACAGAUUCCUCGUCACUGCCCAAUGUGAUGGUUCACUGCGGACAGAGUGGGAUGUAUGGAUUCCGGAACCUCUACAAACGGAUGGUCAACAAUCUCACCAUUACGCUGGACAGCAGGUCGGAGGACGACAGGGGAUAUGUGUGGAUAAAUAUCAAAGCACAGCAGCCUGAAGAUUACGUGGUCAUUUACUGCGGAGAAGCCAUGGACCAGCUACUGUACAGGAACAUUACACGAACAGGGUCCCCGGUCACCUUGUCACCCCCGGGGACUGUGUCCCCCUCGGUGAAUGGGUCCCUGAUUGAGGGGGACCUUAGGGAGAGUCAGAUCAUUCCCGACAUGAUUGCCAUCAUAGGAGGGGUUGCGGGAGCAAUGGCCGUGAUUCUGAUCGUCUGUGUGGUGGCUAUAGCAGUACACUGUACGCGUGAGAGAGAGAGACACAAUCUUCCAAAGCUGCCCGAGGUGAUUCCCUCCCCAAUGGUACGUGGCAAGGUCUACCACCCUGAGGAUAAGGAUGCCACCCACAAAAAGUACAACUAUGAGGAGGACAGAUACUGCUCAAUCAAGCGUAGUCCCAUGAAGCUCACAAACUUCGAGAUGGACGAUGAUCCAGAUAGAAAACUCAAAGAGGCCUUCCUCCAGGGACCAGCGGAGGAGAUACAGCCCGAACCCCCCAUGACCCCAGUCAGACAGGUCAUGGUUAAUGGGGUACUUCCUCGCCCCCGAAGUCCAGAGCUUCCACUCCUGUUGGAUCCUCCACCUGAUUACUGCUCUGUGCCUGAGAAUAGCUCGGAUAAAUAUUUCACCAUGAAUCCACAGAAACCAUUGUCAGAAAUGGCGGAAAUACGUGUUUCUGCCUCGCUACCACAACGAGGCCAUAAAACCAAAAAACCAAAAACUGUCACAUUUUCACCUGUUGCUAUGGUGACUCCCCUCCCUUCCGGUUCUGAGGAAUCCAUCGGAGAUGAGGAGGACAGGAAUCUAGCAAACAUCAUUGACUCUUAUCAGUGUUUACACGAUAAAGACUUCCCCUCGGAGAAGCCCCUCAUUUUACCCCCACCCAAUGACACAAUGGAGUUCGCUUCCAUACAGGGACCGAAUGAGGCAGAAAUCGCAGAGAUGCAGGAGCUCUGGAAUACACUGGGAACACCCUCUGUGUCCACAACAAUGGAUGACGGGGCGUACGAUAACAUUGACUAUCUGCUCGCGCAGAAUAAAGCAAGGCAUGACCAUGAGGUCUAAGUUCAGCAUUAAGAUUUAUAUUCUAGUCAUCUAGUGAAUAGUUUUAAUAUUGUGGAUCAAUUUUUCGUACAAAAGAUCAUCUUGUUGCUGGUAUAGAUCAAUCCAUGUUUGGAUAAAGAAGAAGCAUUAAUUUGUUCAUAAAAGUGCACUUAAAACAAAAUAUGCAAUGUGUUUACAAGUUCUGAAUUGAAGUUUAAUUGAAGCAAAAUGCUAUUACAAUGUACUUACAGUAUACAUUAGCAUUAUUGGUGAAACAUUUUGAUGGAAUUUCAUUUUGGUAUAUCAAUACAUAUGAUUUUAUAAGUUUCAAACUGUUGUUCAAGUAGAAACAGAUUGUUUAACUUAGUUGGUGCAUUUAUGAGUGUCUUCAUGUAAAUACGUGUAUUUAGGUCCACCCAGAUAUAGUCGCUUGGGUGAACUUUCAGAUAUAGUUCCAGAAUCUUUCCUGUGCUACAUCCAGUAGCAUUACAAUCAGCAUUAAAAUUCACACAAACAUGGGACCUUAUUCACUGGUGAUUGGGUUUGUCAGAUCUUAUGUUAACAUGUAAAGGAAUGUCUGUACAGUCAAACCUCGUUAUUUCAAACUCAAUGCAAACAAAAAUCCUCUUAAUUAAUAAAAGAAUUGAAGGUAUAGAAGCUUAAAAUAUGUGAAGAAUUCAAACUGUUGGUGGGACUUCCAGCUUACUCUAACUUAUCCAUUGUAAUCCAGAUAUAUAUAUCUAUAGGUGUUCAGAUAUCGAACACCUAUCAAAGUUCUACUAUAUCUUUAAAUAUGCACAUAAUCUGCAAAAAUAGGAUUUAAAAACUUGGAAAUUAUAAUUACAUGAACAUUGAUCACACUUUAAAAUACAAAUUGUUCUGAAAUGCAAAUUGAAAAAUGAUGCCUGUGUAUUUAAAUGAUCUCUAAUAAACCAUGCUCACUCAGAUGAUAUCACUAGCAUGACUAAACACUGCCAAAGAAACCCUUACAUAAGAUAUGGGAACUUAUUUUCUUUUUUUCCCUUUUACAAUUUGUACACAGUACAACCUGCUCAAAAUGAAACAAUCAAGAACUCACCGUAUUGUAGUGAAUUUCAUUGUGUAAUAGACGUUAUCAUCUCAAUUUUACACCAAAAAGCCAAUAAUACCAUACAUUAUUUGUUUAAGACAUCAAACCGUACCAUCUUUUGACAGUAGUUUAUCCUAGCUUUCUUACAACUUGUAAUAUUUGAAUUUAUUAGCUAGAAAUAUUAUACAUGUGUACAAACAUUUUUUUUUAUAUUUUGAAUAUGGGACCUUCUUUUAAUGAGUGUAUGAGGACAAUAUACAUUAAGCUCCAAAUGUACAAAUACAAUGUGUGUAGAUUUUUUUUAUCGAAAUUCUUUAAUAAUCAUUGCAAUUAUGUAUAUCAUUAUUAUAUUAUUGAUAAAGAUGUCUUGUACAAACAUGUAUGUAUAGUUUAUGUAUUGGGAAUACAGACAUUUACCAGUAAACAGUUUUUUUUUUUCAGCAAGAAGGGAUUCAGAAAUAAUGAAUGCAUCCACUGUACUUUUGUGCAACCUUUUUUGUGUUCAUUCGCUUUCAAGUUCUUGCAUAAUUUAUUUAAAAUAACUUUUAAUAAAAUAAAUAUUUAAUAAUGAUA